This is a messenger RNA of Neurospora crassa OR74A, 2147 nucleotides long. RefSeq lists its product as hypothetical. The record is from RefSeq and is a predicted model, not a curated record. Gene Ontology annotation, molecular function: transmembrane transporter activity. Lineage: Eukaryota; Fungi; Ascomycota; Sordariomycetes; Sordariales; Sordariaceae. The transcript is spliced from 7 exons. Gene Ontology annotation, biological process: transmembrane transport. Bases 390 to 1823 code for a protein of 477 amino acids. Gene Ontology annotation, cellular component: fungal-type vacuole membrane.
GCUUACAUUUGAUGUUUGCCGAUUUUCCGGGGGGUGCUUUGUACCCUGACGGGGAAAUUCAGCCAAGUUUUCAUACAGUCAAACAUGGUGGCUUGAUACAGACAUGAAGUACUCUAAGAAUUCCAUAAGAUCACCAUCAUCGCCAUCAUGUCCUAUCAUCUCGGGGUCUUGGUCAGAACGCAAUCAAUCUUACUGGAAUAGCACGGAGGACUGUCAAAAACCGCCGACGAAACUCAAUAUUGAGGGCCAGAUUGCGACUCUCGUCCUUGAGUGCACGGCCUGUAAAGAUUUCAGAAGACAACACUCGACAAUACCGCACAAACGACACGGCAUCAUCUCGACAUCAGCAGACGAGGCCUUCAGUAAAGAGUCUUUGUACUCCUACAGCAAUGUUGGGCUUCAACUGGUCCUCUCAGAAGGGUGCAACCUCGAAGGUUGAUGCCCGAUAUGACUUCAAUUCAGAACUACCUACCCCGGACAUCUUGGCUCCCCGUGGCGCAGUACCAACGAUCGCGAACCAAGAACCGGGUCCCUGGAUCCCGAGCACUCAAGACGGAAGCACCCAUGCAAGCAGUCAAGCGAACGAGGAAAAGACCGUCGCCAACCUCGACCAUGGCUGGAGACCCUGGCUCGUCGUGAUCGGGUGUUUUUGCCUGAUUGUUCCCUCCUACGGGCUACUCAGCAGCAUCGGGCUCUUUCAGACCGAAUGGGAGCAACAUCAGCUUCGCGAAUACUCAAAGAGCGACAUUUCAUGGAUCAUCUCUGUCUUUGGUUUUCUCGACUGCUUCUUUGCCGCACCAUGCGGGAUCCUCUUCGAUCGCUUUGGGCCGCGUUCACUCUUACUGGUAGGCAGUACGAUCUACGUUGCUUCCUUCGUUGGCUUGGCUUUCUCAACCACUUAUGGUCAGUUCAUGGCCUGCUUUGUAGUGGCGGGCAUAUCAUGCGCUGCCCCCACGACGGUAGGGUUCACUGUGGUCAGCCAGUGGUUCAAGAUACGAGAAGGUCUUGCCACAGGGUGUGUCACAGUUGGCUCUGCGGUUGGAGGAAUCUUUUUCUCCCUUGUUCUCCAAGAGCUCUUCAAUAGAUAUGAGUGGAGGACGGGCGUUCUCAUUCUUGCCGGCAUCAUAAUGGCCUUCAUGACCAUUGGGAAUUUUCUUGUUGAGCGGAACGAGUCACAGCCAACAGGCGCAGAGACUGAAGACAGUUGGGACUUUACGGCGAUCAGGGAUAUGAUUAUAUCCCCGAAAUUCUGGCUAGUUAGCUUCAGCAUCUUUGCAUAUGAAAUGGUUUUGUUCAGCCAGUGGGGAUCGAUUCCCUCAUACGCCGUGUCUACUAACUUUGGCGACAAACAGUUCUACCUCAUGACGACUUACAACAUCGGUGCUAUUGUGGGAAGAACGCUACCUUCAUGGCUGUCCGAUCGAAAGCUGGGCCCAGUGAACACUAUCAUAAUCAUGAACGUCUUCACGUUGCUCGUGGUUCUGGUCGUUUGGUUGCCCUUUGGGGCAAUGGCAGUUUCAGCCUUGUUUGUCGUCACUGUGCUGAUGGGAGUUGGCACUGGAAGCUUUGUGCCUCUUGGCGUGCAAUGCGUUAGUGGUCUUUGUACCUCCAGAACAAUCGGCACCUGGCUCGGUUUCGUAUACACCUUUUCCAGCUUUGCAACACUACUGGGAAACCCCGCCACAGAAGCGAUACUCUCGCGACAAGGGCCCAAGGCCCUCAUGGCCUUCCUUGCAGGAACCUUGGUCUUUGGACUUGCCUGCAUGGUUAGCCUGAGAUUCGUAAUGCACGGAGGCAAAUGGAUCUUGGUACGGAAGAUCUGAAAACGGAAAUCUGUAAUAUCUGAGAUGUGAUGUAUCAAAAAGAUCUUUCUUUCCUUCUUUGUGUGUACCUUGCUUGGGAGAGGAGGGAAAACGAAGGAAACAAGAGUUAUCUAGGCGGCCAUUGUGAUUCAGCUUGGCAGGCAGAUUAGAUGCCGUGUAUUAUGUGUAGGUGUACUGCUGACGCCCGCAUGGCCAGGGACCGUUAUUUUGCCCAUAAUUUUGUUCGAGUUUGGUUGAAGGUCACGUUUGUAUAUAGGCUAGAAGUUGUACUAGGGCUGGCUGGACGACGGGGCUUUGAUCUCAAAGAGCUUUCCCGUUUUCGUC